Scleropages formosus (Asian bonytongue) is the source of this 1066-nucleotide messenger RNA. It is a transcript of the gene gnpnat1, whose product is annotated as glucosamine-phosphate N-acetyltransferase 1. Lineage: Eukaryota; Metazoa; Chordata; Actinopteri; Osteoglossiformes; Osteoglossidae. The coding region runs from base 133 to 705 and encodes 190 amino acids. The transcript has 6 exons. The record is from RefSeq and is a predicted model, not a curated record. Gene Ontology annotation, molecular function: glucosamine 6-phosphate N-acetyltransferase activity.
GGGAAAAGAGGAAGUGUCGCGUGCCGCGUACGUACGUCAGCUCAAGUAACUCUCUUGUUGCGCGAGCCGCAGCAACCGACAAUCGUAGCACCGAAAGCAGAGGUUCUUCGGCACGCGGGUCCCUUCACGUGGAUGUCAACGGGCUGUGGGAUGUUGCUAGAUGAGACUCCGCUUUUUGACCCCUCUCUGCUCCAGGAGCUGGACUGGAGUAGCAACACUGUGUCCUUUUCUCCCCCCAUCUCUCCAGCCUACCCUGGAGAGGGCCUGGUCCUUCGUCCACUGCAUACAGCUGACCUCAACCGAGGGUUCUUCAAACUCCUUUCUCAGCUCACUUUGGCAGGGGAUGUAACUCCUGAGAAAUUUAUCAAGAAGUUUGAGCACAUGAAGAGUACAGGUGAUUACUAUGUCAUUGUGGUGGAGGACAGCAACCUCGGGCAGAUUGUUGCAACAGCGACGCUCAUCACAGAGCACAAGUUCAUCCAUUCUUGUGCCAAGAGAGGUCGAGUGGAAGAGGUAGUUGUGAGUGACGUGUGCAGAGGAAAACAGCUGGGGAAACUGUUAGUCUCAACUCUGACCCUUCUAAGUAAAAAACUGGACUGUUACAAAAUAACACUGGAGUGUGCGCCAAAUAAUGUGGCAUUUUAUAAGAAAUUUGGCUACUCUGCAUCAAAUGAGACAUACAUGCAAUUCCGCUUUUUUGACUAAGAUGGGCUAAUGCCUUUGGAACUGGAAUGAAGUGGAAAGUCGAGACCAAGUACGAUACUCCCAACACGUCUGUGCGUGCAGAGAGAUGUGAAUGUCCUUCAGAAGGGCGACGCACAGCCAGGAAUCCUGGAAACGCAACAUUUCAGAAGGACACGAAUGUGAUGAUAAAUUAGGUUAAAAAAUAUCAGCAUUUGAUUAAAUGCCAAGGUGUAUGAUGCACAGGUGUGUGUGGCCUGUGAACAUUUUUACAUGAAAUAGUUUCCCUCUACAGUUGGAUUAAAAAAAGAACUAUAAGAUCCUGAACUAUAAGAUUCUUUGAAUUUCAUCCGGGCCGGAAUUUCUCCAUCUCUUUGAAAUAAGG